Molecule: messenger RNA, 2556 nt
Organism: Saccharomyces eubayanus
Lineage: Eukaryota; Fungi; Ascomycota; Saccharomycetes; Saccharomycetales; Saccharomycetaceae
Product: magnesium transporter CorA family protein
Exons: 1
Coding region: 1-2556 (851 amino acids)
Biological process (GO): intracellular magnesium ion homeostasis; magnesium ion transmembrane transport
Cellular component (GO): plasma membrane
Molecular function (GO): magnesium ion transmembrane transporter activity
Source: RefSeq, a predicted model, not a curated record
AUGUCGCUUCCAUCCGGCUCAUCAGAGUCAUCGCCUAAUUUACCAAGGCCAAUCUCCCAGGAUGAUUCCCUGCAAUCAAUAAAAACUGAAGACCAGACGGAAUUAUAUGACCAUAGGAGGCAUCCGGAUUUAACGCCAGUUCGUAACCGAGCUACCGCAUUGAAACAAGACGAAAUGGCUAAGCACUUCGAACCUACUACUUCUAAAGAGCAAACAAAUGCUACAAAAAUUAGUAACUCACCUACUAGAGGCAGCAUACAUUCCAAAGAUGUAGGUCCUGAGUUGGAUGAGACAACUGAUCAGCCAAGAACGUGUGCGACUUCGACUUUAAAAGCGAGGCCCUCUAAAUUAGCACAUCCCAUGCCACAUCAAAGGCUGCACCACGUGGUGAACAAGAAUGACUCUUUGCCUCAGAAUGUAGGUAUAAUGAAAAAUCAUAAUAGGCCGCAUACUACCAUUCCUCCAACCAUCAGAUCCAAGUUAAGCGCGCCUUCCUCGGUAGGUCCUCCUACAAAGGUUCAUCAAUCUUCAGUAGUUAAUUCGAUUUUCGAAACCCCGCUCGAAACGAAAGCUGAUAUGUAUUCCAAGCACCCAAAAUCGAAGAGGAGGACACAGUCAACUACAUCUACACACUCGUCAAUUAAUCCUGCGGUUUUACUUACGAAGAGUCUAUCUCAAAAGUCCGACGCUGUUGAAAAUGAUUCGCAGGAAAGGGAGCCAGUACGUAUGAAUACCAGAGGUUCUGUUAAUAGCGAUAUAUCACAGGCCUCCGAGGAUUCACAAGGGACGGAGGAAGAUGUUUGUUUCCCAAUGCCCCGACACGUUCACACAAGAGUCAACGGUAUUGAUUUUGAUGAACUAGAAGAAUAUUCACAGUUUGCUAACGCAGAAAAGAGCCGCUUUCUUGCGAGUCUCCAAGGACCUAUUGGGCAAAAAUUCAGUAACACGUCUCACGAUAUUGGAUUUACAAGCUCUACUUCCACUUCAAGGUCGUUAUCAGCCCUCAAAUACACACCUGCAGUUAUGCCGACUGGCGGAAACAGAAAUAGCACUAAUGAAACGUAUGUAUCCCAGAAGAAAGAAAAGGAGAAUGAAGACGAUAAGUCUGCCUCAUAUCCUGACGUCUCAUUUGGUAAAAAUAAAGUUGAAGGAGAAGAUGCAAAUAUCCCGCCCCGCGAUGCAGUAUAUUCGUCAUACCAAAAUACAGAUUUUCAAAUCCCCAAUAGGUUUGUUUUUUUUUGUUCAGAAUCUGACGAAACCGUACAUGCUACUGAUAUCCCGUCCUUGGUGUCUGAAGGCCAGUCGUUCUAUGAAUUGUUCAGAGGGGGGGAACCAACUUGGUGGUUAGACUGUAGUUGCCCAACAGAUGACGAGAUGCGUUGCCUGACAAGGGCAUUUGGUGUACAUCCUUUGACAGCAGAAGAUAUUCGGAUGCAGGAAACUCGUGAGAAAGUAGAACUUUUCAAGUCAUAUUAUUUUGUUUGUUUCCAUACAUUUGAAAACGAUAAAGAAUCGGAAGAUUUCCUAGAGCCCAUUAACGUUUACGUAGUCGUUUGCAGAUCCGGCGUUUUGACCUUCCAUUUUACGCCAGUAUCCCAUUGCGCCAAUGUUAGAAGACGUGUGAGACAACUGCGUGAUUAUGUUAACGUCAAUUCAGAUUGGUUAUGUUAUGCCUUGAUUGAUGAUAUUACCGAUAGUUUUGCUCCGGUCAUUCAAUCCAUCGAAUAUGAAGCAGACUCUAUCGAAGAUUCCGUAUUUAUGGCUCGCGAUAUGGACUUUGCAGCCAUGCUACAAAUAAUUGGUGAAAGCAGGCGUAAGACAAUGACGCUAAUGAGACUUCUAAGUGGUAAGGCUGAUGUUAUUAAAAUGUUUGCAAAAAGGUGUCAAGAUGAUGCUAGUGGUGUCGGGCCAGCAUUAACGUCACAAAUGAACAUAACAAAUUUACAAGCAAGACAAGAUAAUAUUAAUCGCACCAAUAACAAUAGCUAUGCAACUUUACCAAAUAGCUACGCGCCCACAACUUCACAACCAAGGGGAGAUAUCGCAUUGUAUUUAGGAGAUAUUCAAGAUCAUUUGCUGACAAUGUUUCAAAAUUUGUCGGCAUAUGAAAAGAUUUUCUCUAGAUCUCAUACAAACUACUUAGCCCAAUUACAGGUAGAGUCAUUCAAUUCUAAUAACAAAAUCACUGAAAUGUUAGGCAAAGUCACAAUGCUGGGUACGAUGUUAGUUCCAUUGAACGUUAUUACCGGUCUGUUUGGUAUGAACGUUACAGUGCCAGGAGGAAAUUCUAGUAUUGCCUGGUGGUUCGGUAUAUUGGGGUUUCUUCUUUUAUUGGGCGUUGGAGGCUGGUUCUUGGCAAACUUUUGGAUCAAAAGAAUAGAUCCUCCAUCUACACUAAAUGAAGCCGCGGAGAGCGGUGCUAAAUCAGUUAUAUCCAGUUUUUUACCAAGAAGAAAUAAACGAUUUAACGAUCGUUCCAAAAAUGGUACUGUAAGAACCAGCUCUUCAAAAACGUCAGUUGCAAGUCUUCCUAGUAGAUGUGUUCGUUAUGACUGA